Messenger RNA from Ectocarpus siliculosus, 561 nucleotides. Lineage: Eukaryota; Phaeophyceae; Ectocarpales; Ectocarpaceae. The record is from the annotation of a GenBank genome assembly.
AUGUGGGAGUUGGGGUCUGAGUUGAGCCUCGAGGAGCCAAAGGGGUGCAGCAGCACGACCGUGGCGGACAACGGCAUCGCUAUCGAACGCGUCGCGGCGACCACCACGCACAACCUCCUCCACCUCCUGGUCGCUCUCGAGAUGGACAAGGACGCCGCCGUGCUGGAGCAUGCGGCGACGGUGGCCCUGGCGAGGCUCGCGGAGAGCCUACGGGCGAAGAGCACCCACUACAGGUUCCUCCGUGACGAGUCGCGCCGCGCGGCGGCCUGCUGCCGCGCGUUCUUAGUUUUCGUGAGCCUCCUCAAGAAGGUGGUCGACGAGGAAGGGGCGGGUGGCAGCGCGGGGGGGGGGCUGCCGCCUUCGCUGGCCGGGCGCCUGGAAGAGGAGACCGACGCGGUGGCGGCGGCGUCUGCGGGACUUCCGGAGGAGAGGGCAGCCGUGCUGCGCGACAUCGCUGCGGCUGUGGAGGGGCGGUGGAGUUGUCAGACACCAGCGGUUGAUGGCACGGCGACGCAUAGCUCCAUGUUUCGUACCAAGGUAGCACUUGAAGGCGCUGGCUGA